Messenger RNA from Australozyma saopauloensis, 705 nucleotides. RefSeq names its product Mcu1p (gene MCU1). The transcript has a single exon. Lineage: Eukaryota; Fungi; Ascomycota; Pichiomycetes; Serinales; Metschnikowiaceae. Bases 1 to 705 code for a protein of 234 amino acids. The record is from RefSeq and is a predicted model, not a curated record.
AUGUCGGACGAUCUACAGAGAAGACCAAACCCAUCGGGAUGGACACCUCCAAAAGCUCCUUACAACCCCUAUGAUCCCGCAGAUGCUCGGCCACCAGAAGGAUAUCCAUCGGAAUUCAAGGUUCCCGGCGCUGCUCCGCUGGGAAUCUCGUCGAUCCCGCGUGAUCCCACCCAAUACAAAAAGGUCAACGAAACCAUGAAAAGACUUAAUUAUACACCACGGCCAAAACUGGCAAAGUAUCCGGGCCAAUAUAUGGUGUUGCGUAAGGUCGACACCAACCAGCGUCUCAAUACGGGCACACGGAUGUUUGGAGCGCUCAUUUCGGUGUCGAUUAUCGGCUACUUCACGUUUUUCUACAGAUGGCAGGACGGUAGUGAGACCGUGAUGUCGGAAUUCUAUAGACAGCGGCUCCAGUGGCAGGAGCGGUUUUUCGGGCUCACAGAUCAGGAGUAUCAGGACUUGUACCAUCCAAAAGGUGCACAAACCACACUCAAGAGUGUGCGCGAUGUAGAUUUCGUACACCAGGAUGCAACAAAGGAGAAUCAGUUUGUGUUGGCACGUCCCUCUGAAAGACAUGUUCUUGAAGCGCAGAGGUUGCAGCAGGAAGAGGAGGAGAGAACGCUACGGGCGUUGGAUGAGCAUCGUGAGUUUGCCAAGCAGUUCAUGGAGCCCGAGCAGAAGAAGAAGCGGUUCUGGUUUUUCUAA